Poecilia latipinna (sailfin molly) is the source of this 2319-nucleotide messenger RNA. RefSeq names its product DDB1 and CUL4 associated factor 8 (gene dcaf8). The coding region runs from base 329 to 2182 and encodes 617 amino acids. Gene Ontology annotation, molecular function: protein binding. Lineage: Eukaryota; Metazoa; Chordata; Actinopteri; Cyprinodontiformes; Poeciliidae. Gene Ontology annotation, cellular component: Cul4-RING E3 ubiquitin ligase complex; cytoplasm. The record is from RefSeq and is a predicted model, not a curated record. The transcript has 13 exons.
AAUGGAGCUGUGCAAGAAAAAAAAAAAGAAGCUGGAUCGUCAAAACAUAAACAGAGCAGAAGACAACCUUGUGUGAACGCAGCUAGCUCGUAUUGUUGUCUGACUUUUUUUUUCUUUUUUAGCAAGAGACAGCUUAAUGCAGGCUCUCCUAAUGUCGUGUAUUUCCCGUCAGAGAACUCAUAGUCAGGGCACUUAGCUCGUUUGCCAAGUAGCGAGGUGGAGAAAACAAAUCUGCAAUAAAGAUUAGGACUAAACUAAGAAGUGCGCCUCGUCGGGCCUUCGAGUAGAGUUUCUACCUUAGGACGACGCAGGACCCAAAGGAGACAGAAUGGCUGAAGCUGACGAAAAAUCCCCUGUGCUUAAUGGUGGUUCAGAUGAGAAACAGCCCGGAGAAGAGCAGCAGCACAAGGACGGGGACGCCUCUGGAAGUAAAGACAGUCAGACACAAUCUUCCUCUGAAGACGCUCCCAAAGAAACAGUAGAAGCGUCUGGAGACAAAGGCAUACCAGAGGCAGAAGGAGAGACAGCUGCAAGCAAAGAAGGAGAGGAGGAGGAGGAGGAGGAAGACACGGACAGCAUGGACGGCAGUGGACUGUUUUCUUUCACGGAGGACGGAGAGAGGGAGAGCGAGAGUGGGAGACGAGAGAGGGCCAAAGAGAAGGAUCGAGGGAAAAGGGCCGCUAGAAAGAGAAUCCGACCUGGAGGGGGCACUAAUCACUCCUCCAGCUCAGACGACGACGACGACGAUGAGCCAAAGGAGGAGGAGGACGACGAUGACGACGACGAUGACAACGAGGCCAUGGAGUCCUGGCUGGGCGCCGAGCUCCACGACCUCCGUGGGCCGACGUGGCAGGCGGUGCCCUCUCUUCGCUCCAGGGAGAUCGGCAGGAACUCACACCAGUUUGUCCGGCGCGUGUGUGGAGCCCGCGGCCUCGUGCAGAGGCUGGAGCUCCAGGGACGCUUGGAGCGGCACACUGGCUGCGUCAACACGUUGCACUUCAACCCCUCUGGGACGCGCCUGGCGUCUGGCAGCGACGACCUGCGGGUGGUGAUCUGGGACUGGGCCAUCCGGCGGGCGGAGCUGGAGUUUGACAGCGGACAUAAGAGUAAUGUGUUUCAGGCGAAGUUCCUGCCUCACAGCGGAGACUCCACCUUGGCCAUGUGCGCUCGUGACGGUCAGAUCAGAGUCGCUGAGCUCUCGGCCACGCAGCGCUGCAAGAACACAAAGCGGGUAGCACAGCACAAAGGAGCAGCACACAAGCUGGCCCUGGAGCCGGACUCGCCUUGUUCGUUUCUGUCAGCUGGAGAGGACGCCGUGGUGUUCGGUAUCGAUCUGCGCCUGGAUCGUCCCGCCAAUAAACUGGUGGUUGUAAAGGAGGGCGAUAAAAAAGUGGGACUGUACACCAUCUUUGUCAACCCAGCAAAGACGCAGCAGUUUGCAGUUGGUGGGAGGGAUCAGUAUGUAAGAAUUUAUGAUCAGAGGAAGAUUAAUGAAAAUGAAAACAACGGUGUUCUGAAAAAGUUUUGUCCUUCACAUCUGGUCUCCAGCGAGUCUAAAACCAACAUAACCUGUCUUGUGUACAGUCACGACGGCACAGAACUCCUGGCCAGUUACAAUGACGAAGACAUCUACCUAUUUGACUCCAACCACAGUGACGGGGCAGACUAUCGCAGGAGAUAUAAGGGGCACCGCAAUAACGCCACAGUGAAGGGUGUGAACUUCUACGGUCCCUGCAGUGAGUUUGUGGUCAGCGGCAGUGACUGUGGUCAUAUUUACCUGUGGGACAAAAACUCUGCUCGCAUCGUCCAGUUCAUGGAGGGAGACAGAGGAGGAGUGGUGAAUUGUCUGGAGCCGCACCCCCAUCUGCCAGGAAUGGCGACCAGUGGGUUGGACCAUGAUAUCAAACUGUGGGCGCCCACUGCUGAAAACCCCACUGGACUCAAGGGCCUGAAAGAGGUGAUGAAGAAAAACAAGAGGGAGCGCGAUGAAGACAGCGUGCGUCAUGGCGACCAGUAUGACACCCAGCUGCUGUGGUUCCUGAUGAGACACAUGAGAAACAGACGACCUCCAAGGGCUCGGCGCGAGGGAGCAGACGCAGACACCGACGAGUCCUGGAGCUCUCCGGAUUCCUCCGACGAAGAGGACGGCGGUCCCGACCACGUCCAGUGCAUGUCGUCCUGAGCCACGGACAAACAGACGUACACCCACAUACAUCAACUGAUACUCACAAUUUAUUGCCCUCGAAUCGAUGCACAUUGGCAAGCACUAUUGACACACUGGCAUGAGCCACAGACACACACACACACACACACACACAA